Suillus paluster is the source of this 1731-nucleotide messenger RNA. RefSeq lists its product as uncharacterized. The coding region runs from base 1 to 1731 and encodes 576 amino acids. Lineage: Eukaryota; Fungi; Basidiomycota; Agaricomycetes; Boletales; Suillaceae. The transcript is spliced from 4 exons. The record is from RefSeq and is a predicted model, not a curated record.
AUGUCAGUUGGACCAUCAUGCCUUGCUCACUUUAUUGAUAAAUGCCACCAGAUGGGUUCUUGUGUCCAUAACCUGGAUGCAAAGGGACCACUCCAGGCAGAUACCGAAUAUUGGGCUGUGAAGACCCUAAAACACCGCGCCUUCCACAAUAACAGAUGUUGCUCCUUGAAUACAUUCCCUCUUCUGAAUGGCAGUGUAUCCAUGCCAUCCUUCCUCAAUGAGGCCAAUUUGCAGGCUGUCAAGCAAACUUGCAUCAACGACGGCCGAUAUUAUGAUCUGUUCACGCGCCUCCGCACACUAUUUCUUCUGCAUUCUGUAAACCUCACAGAUGACACACUUCAGGACAUGGCGCAGAAGAUACAUGAAGUAGGCUGCAAAGUGAUGUCAAAUAAAGUGCCCAGCAAGAAGACGCCAUCAUCCACCAAUAUCCUUGUACAGACCCAGAUAGAAACCCAGAGAGUGAAUACUGUACUUCUCAGUGCUUUGAUGAAAGUUGCGGAUGUUGCUGACCUUGACACAAACACUGCGAUCACAAUGGCUGUGACUAAGACACUUGUCACAGAGGCACUAAACCAAGCUGAAGGAUUCGUCAUGAGUCAUUGGUCAAAGGAUGUGUGUCCUUGGCUGUAUAGUCCUUCCGAUGAAGUGCGCCUGGUUGAGUUUUUGAACAAGAUGUGCUUGUGGGUGGAUCGGUACCUCACAGAGCUGGGAGUCAUACAACCACACAAUUCCGACGAUCCUCAUCACCAUUGGAUAAGCACAGGUACCACAUUCUUUCAAGCCAGAUCAGGGGUGGCAGCAUCAUCCAAGACAAGCGGGGUUGGCGCACGCAAGCCGGAUAUCACCCUUGUGACCAACGACUCACACGAGUGGUCCAAUGUUAAAUCCGUUAUUGACGUCAAGUAUCGCCACUCCGAGGUUCUUCUCAAGGCAUCCAAGGAGUACAUGGUAGAAGUUUCCCAUCUGGUCUUCACUAACCAAGUGCAUCGUCGCUUCUUCAUAGGAGCUCUCUUGACUGGACCAGAAAUGAGGAUCGCUCUUUUCACUCGCGGUUGUGGGGCCUUUUCUGAACCCAUCGAUAUCUACGCCGAUCCCAUCAAAUACAUGCAAGUCUUAUCUUGGUUCAUGCAUACCGACCUUCGCUAUCUCGGAUAUGAUCCCUACUACCAAGCUCCCACUUCCACAAACAACUUGUCCUUGUGGUUGAUGAAGGCAAACAGUACCACAGAAGAAGACAUGGUGCCGACUUCGGUGCUUUCAAUCAUCUAUAGUGGUAUUGCCGGAUUUGGCCGCACCACUCAGGUGAUGGUGGUCAGAGGCCCAAGACAGCAACUGAGGGUUGAUCAAGAGACUUUGAUUGUAAAAGAAGUUUGGCAGGUUGACUGUUUCUUACCGGAUGGAGAGAUCCAUCAACUUUUGGAGGACAAAGAGCGCCUUCAAAAGGCUCGCAUAAAACUAGAGCAAGAAAAGAUUCCGUAUCCUGACGUUAUUCCUGACACUGAGGCUGAGAAGAAGUCACAGUCAGUCUUGUUCAAGCGAUGGCCCAAACCUGCGUGGGAUGAUGAGGACAAAGAAGGUUCCUACCCCAGACACCUCCCUAUUCGUGAUCAAUGCAUGUCCACGCACCCUGUUAUGAUGAUUGACUGUGAUGGGGCGCGAGUACCAGACAGUGUUGCGAACAUCAUCAUGAAGCCCUUGUCCGCGGAAAUCUAUCCCCUUGUGCACUAUUGA